ACAAAAACAUCAAAGCGGCUUUGGCCUCCAGCCCUCCACCGCGAGGUAGUCUGACAGUCAGGUGAGCUCUGAUUCGCUGCACCGCCCUGCCGCGCGCUCUUCUCACAGGCGCUCGCCCUGUUCGUCCAAAGCGGCGGCGGACAGCACGGGACUUGAGUGCGCGAUGCCCUGCGGAGCGUGUCCACUGUCCUCCACGGCUCUGGGACUUCGGGUGCUCCUCGUCUACGUACUUGGCACAGCACAUAAGCCGUCAGUGGGUUUAGCGCAAAACCACAGCAGCAGAACCUCGCAGUGUAAAGACGACAUGACAGACUUGCACCAAGGUUACGCUGGACCAACAGGAUGGGUCAUCUGUGCUGACCUUUACCAGAAUGUGCGGCUCUCUGUCCAGCAGUCAGUGGGCCAAAACAGUGUGAACAUCGAGUGGAAGAACAUCCAGAAUCAAGUGGUAAUCACAAAGAUGUUUCUGAAUCACAAUGCUUCAUAUUUUGGGAAGUACCAAGGGAGAGUGAGCUGUGAUGCCCAGUGCAACAGUCUCUGUUUACAAAACUUCACGCAAGCAGAUGAAGGCAACUAUGAGAGGACAGAAACACCCAAAGAUGGGACUCAACACAAGUGGACAGUCCAUCUCUUCAUGCUGCGGUCUCCCGUAGGACUAAAUAUUUCUGUUCCAUCCAAGAACAGCUCUGAUGCCGAGCUGACGCUACACUGCCAGGCCCAGGAGGGAACGUGCCUCUCCUAUUGGUGGCUGAAAGACGGCAAGCCCCUCCCCCUGGACGGCCGCCACCAGCUGUCCCGGUGGAACCAGACUCUGAAGAUUGUGAACGUCACUGGAGAGGACUGUGUGAAUUACACUUGUGAAGGUGCAAACCGCCUUGGCUUAGUAGCAGCCUGGCGAGUACUUUCAGAUAAGAACUCCAGCGCUUGUGCCAAAGCAACCUUCUCAGCCACCCGUACGCUGGCAAUAUCAGUGGGGAUCAUCUGCCUUCUGGGCUUCUGCCUUAUCAUCUACUGCGCCCAUCGCCACCGUCAGGCCAUCUACAGUUGGAUCAGAGGACAACAAAAGGAAGAAAAUACGUACAUGGAGGUAGUCGACACAGAUUUGGACCCCCGAUGCCCCAAUACGCAUCACACACCAGGGGAAGGGGAAGACCCAUAUAACGGACAGGAACUUGAUCAGACCUCAAGAGCUUCUGUGAUGGUCCAAUAUGUCUACGCAGAUAUUCUUCCUCCAAGGGAGAAUGGAUGCAUUCACAGGAUCAACGGGGACCUCAAUGACUCCGUUUACUCUACCAUCAUAUCCGAGAGUUCGCUCCGCACCAUAAGGGACAACACUUGGCAGCAGAGCUCCAGAGAAGCCCUUUAGGUGUGGUGACUCUGACAGGACUCCUCUAUCAUGCAGGGCAGGCUGAUGCCAUCAAUGCCAAGUUGAUGGUAAUCUUGGGAAGAAUUAUAGGAAAUUGGAGCCUAGCAGCUCAACCUCAAACCCUUUGGCUUCAUUUUGUUGAAGCAGGAAGACAGCCGCUGGGGUCACCAACACCAACACCAACUCAGUAGGCGUCCAUAUGCCAGGCCAGUUCAUUUAAUGACCCAAACAGUCAGCACUUCUAGGAAUGUCACACCCAUCCAUGCUGGAGAGUCCAGCAGGGUUUGUGGUGCUAGCAGAGCGGCGACAUUGUGGCGAUGGAGUGAACUUCCACUGCCGCACAUUGUGGAACAUUCAGUGCAGCUUCGACAGCUAACAAUAAAGACAAAUAUGAGAAGGCACGAGGCGUCUCGGAUUAUUUUUUUUAAUUAUACAUAAUUGUGGGUUUGGUUUCUCACGUCUCCUGGUCGCUGAUGGAUUUCCUGUUCGCAGACGACGAGCGCUCUUCGUGAAGCUUCAAUAUGCACGUGCGCCGUCUUAUUCAAGCGUAACUCCUCUCCAUCGGUUUGGAAACUACAGCAGCCCAGCCCGAGAGCUGGCACCCAGCAAGACAAUGGUGGACAGGCACCGCCGGGGCGCGACCCCCGGCAGACGGGGGAUUCUUCUAGUCGCGCUUCUGGGUAAGUCCGCGCCCAUGGCUCACCCAAAUGCAUGCCGAUCUGACGACCGAGCGAUCGAAGUUAGGUGGACGAGGCGGACAGUUUUGCAGCUGUGAAAAUGGAAAGAAUUGCA
Erpetoichthys calabaricus (reedfish) is the source of this 2158-nucleotide messenger RNA. RefSeq names its product CD48 antigen. NCBI's taxonomy places the organism in Eukaryota, Metazoa, Chordata, Cladistia, Polypteriformes, Polypteridae. The record is from RefSeq and is a predicted model, not a curated record. The coding region runs from base 164 to 1366 and encodes 400 amino acids. The transcript has 10 exons.